AUGCAGCACUCUGGAGCUUUUCAUGUGGCUCUUGGAUGUUGGUCACUACUUACCUUUGGGCCUGAAGUUUGCAGAGGUUAUGGUUCCUUUACAUUUUUCCUGAUAUACAUACUUGGAGGAAUUUCAGGCAACUUGGCAAGCUUUCUUCACACUCCAGAGCCAACUGUUGGUGGGACAGGACCAGUGUUUUCCAUAAUUGGAGCUUGGCUCAUUUAUCAGAAUCAAAAUAAAGAUGUAAUAUCAAAGGAUGCUUUUGAUCGUAUGUUCCAGAAGGCAGUAAUCACUACUGCUGUUAGCUUCAUAUUGAGCCAUUUUGGUCCAAUUGAUGACUGUUAUCGGGACUUGAGAAAGAUUGAAGAGAAACAUUAUGGGCAGAACAAUAAGGAUAAACUGGUUUUCUUGCACUCUCCUACAUCAGUAGUUAAGCUCUUUUUACUUGUUACCUCCUGUAGGACCCAUUUGGGAGCAGUUUUGACAGGCAUAGUUUAUGGCUUUUUCACAUGUGCAACUCUACAAUUGGAUGAUGCAUCUUCAAGAAGUGGCCAAGAUGAAGGCAUUUCACUUAUUAAAAGACAUGCAGAUCCUUUUGGAAGGGAUAGUAAAGAUUUAAUCGGUCCACUUUUAGCAGUGAACUUGGUAGUUCAUCUUAUUGUACUUGGGCUAGCAGGUUGGUCUGUUGACAAAUACAUCGAUGGUGAACAAAAUCACCCACAUUUGGGUGGGAAUCCAGCAACAGGAUUCAUGUUGAUAUGUGCACUGAUGGGUGGGGUAAUUGGUGCUAGUUCAAUGCUUGUUGGGCUUGUUCAUCUUCGUGCAUGGAGAAAUGAUAGUUUAGCAAGUGCAAGUGCUUUGGCAGUCACAUCUUGGGCUAUUACUGCCCUUGCUUUCGGAUUUGAAUGCAAGCAAAUCAUAUUAGGAGGGCAUAGAGGAAAAAGAUUGAAAACUUUGGAAGCAAUGAUCAUAGUAUCACUCCUAAGUCAGUUCCUGUAUGUGGUGGUUCUCCAUGCUGGGGUUUACAAGAGCAGAUAUGGACCAGAUUACCGUAGUUGUGGCAGUGAUUCUGCUGGUGACAUUCCGGUGGGCAACGAUCCACAGGCGUCUAUCACUCCUACUGGCACAUUAACAUAG
This is a messenger RNA of Dovyalis caffra, 1128 nucleotides long. The record is from the annotation of a GenBank genome assembly. NCBI's taxonomy places the organism in Eukaryota, Viridiplantae, Streptophyta, Magnoliopsida, Malpighiales, Salicaceae.